AUUGUCGUCUAUUUGCUUUAUUAUAGAUUCCAAAUAAUAAAUAACUUGAUCUGUCAAUUGAAUGGGCUGUCUGAUGCAUCACGGAUCGUGCUCAAGAUUAAACGCAUCAGAAAAUUGCAUACCAGUAAGUUUCAUGUUUUGUAUUGUAAUUUAUACAGUAAAUCUGUAUGGCUCAAGAUUUUAAUACACUCUUUGAAAGAAUUGCGAUGAUAAUGAGAUGUAAAUUCUGUUAUAAAGAUAUUUGUCAUCUGGUCAGCAUGGUAAACGAUAUUCACGGCUAUCAUCUCCUUUUUUGUUCGGCGAACUGCUUAUGCAUGGUUGUGACUACGUUAUUCAUGAUUUACAUAAGUAUUGAGCAGAAGAACUCCACGCAAAUAUUGAUAAAUAAUAUCGUUUGGAUACAGUACAUCACGCAGUUUGGCCUGAUGUGUUGGAUUUGCACACUAACGCGUCAAGAAUCUGACAAGAUCGGAGGAUCUAUAUGCGAAAUUGAAUUAAAUCGUAAACCUGCCAAAAUUGAUAAGAUAAACAAGGCAAGGAAUCAACCGAAUCUAGAGAUGUGUCUGCCAUUUGAAAACUCGGACAGCAAACAAAAUCCUAGCAGCGGUCACAAUCUGAAUUACGUUGCCUUGGAAAAUUUCUCCCGCAGAAACUUGGACCGCGACUAUGUCAGAAAAGAGAUCAAUGAUUUUACGAUUCAACUGCAACAGUAUCGAGUAGCAUUUACGGCUUGCGAUUUCUUUGAAAUAAGCAAUCGUCUGUUCAGUGGUUUUAUCGGGUUCCUCAUCACUUAUCUUAUAAUCUUCAUUCAAUUCUAUCAUCCACCCGAAGAUACAAAAGUGGAGCAACAAUGAAAACAUUUUAAGGUUUUUAGAAGUGCCAAAUUUUUUUGCAUUAAAUUUCCAUUACCUACUAACUAUAAUAUUUUUUUAAAUCCUGACAUUAGAUAAU
Molecule: messenger RNA, 951 nt
Organism: Solenopsis invicta (red fire ant)
Lineage: Eukaryota; Metazoa; Arthropoda; Insecta; Hymenoptera; Formicidae
Exons: 2
Coding region: 168-854 (228 amino acids)
Biological process (GO): sensory perception of taste
Cellular component (GO): membrane; neuronal cell body; axon
Source: RefSeq, a predicted model, not a curated record